Molecule: messenger RNA, 1542 nt
Organism: Fusarium proliferatum ET1
Lineage: Eukaryota; Fungi; Ascomycota; Sordariomycetes; Hypocreales; Nectriaceae
Exons: 5
Coding region: 1-1542 (513 amino acids)
Molecular function (GO): iron ion binding; heme binding; oxidoreductase activity, acting on paired donors, with incorporation or reduction of molecular oxygen
Source: RefSeq, a predicted model, not a curated record
AUGUGGCUGCUGAGCGUUUCGUUUGUACGAGUGGCAGCUCUGGCUAUCUUUGCCGUUUGCCUGCACUUGAUCCUCAAGACCUCACUCCGACCAUACUUCUCAGACCUACGACAUCUUCCAGGACCGAAGAACCAUCAAUUCUUAGUCGGCCAUGCCUUGCGCAUUCUGCGUGGAUCAGGACCAAAUGAGCUCUAUCUCCAGUGGAUGCGGCGUUGGCCGAACGCCCCGUUCAUACGAUGUCUAUCCUGGCUGAACUCGGAGGUUCUCCUCGUUAACAGCAUAGAGGCAUGUCGUGAGGUGCUUCAAACUAAUACCUACCGUUUCGCGAAACCGGCAUUCUUUCAUACGCUUGUUGGAGAGUUCCUGGGCGUUGGUCUGCUGUUUAGCGUCGGGGACCAGCACAAGCGGUUGAGGCGCAUUACUGCAGGACCGCUGUCUCGUCCAAGCAUUCGAAAGCUGCUCCCAACGUUUGUUGCAUACUCUCGCAAAUUGAACAGUGAAAUCAAUGCCGCGAUCCAACAAAGCAGCGACGGCGUCUUGGAAAUCGAAGAUCUUUUUACAAGGGUGACACUUGAUAUCAUAGGUGUUUCGUUGGUUGGUAAAGAACUUCGAGACUUUCGCUCAAGGACCUCGCCUUUGUCAUUUGAGCAGUGCUACAACGGUAUCUUAGCUCAGCCACUUGCCGGCCAGAUCAUAAGUUUCAUCAAUCCCUUCAUCCCACUCCGUUGGCUGCCUGUAUCCGCAAAUCUGAACUUUGUCAAGGCCAAAUCUGCUCUCAAGGGUAUGAUGACAGAACUAAUCGAGCAGCGGACAUCCGAGGUAGAAAAAGCAAAGGAGUUGGGUACAGACAGUGGAUUAUCGGACGAUUUGUUGACUAGGAUGAUUGAAGCGAGUUCUGUUGAGAACCAGAAGUUGUCUAAAGAUGAGUUGAUCGAUAUCACUAUGCAGGUCAUCGCGGCGGGGCACGAGACUACAGCCAGUGCCCUUCUUUGGACCACUUACGCCCUUUCCCAAGACCAGAAGUCACAGCAAAGAUUGAGGACUGAGAUAAUUAAGCUCAGUGCCAACGACAUGACCGCCAAGUCGAUAGACGAACUUCCAUAUCUCGACAACGUCAUUAGAGAAGCUCUACGCCUGUACUCGCCAACCCUAAUCAUCCCAUGGGAGGCACUAGAGGAUAUCGAAAUAGCAGGCGUCAGGAUCCCAAAAGGGACCACGGUUCAGCUCGUUCCAGCCAUAACGCAGCUGAACCCCGAAAUCUGGGGUCCCGAUGUGGAAACUUUCAAUCCUGAUCGAUGGGAUCACCUUUCUGGCGAUUCCUUGAGCCCAUAUGCUAUGGAGACCUUCUCAAACGGGCCUCGCAUGUGUCCAGGAAAAGCGUUGGCCUUGCUCAAUAUGAAGGUCUUGUUGGUUGGGUUGAUCAAAGACUUUAAGAUCGAGAGUACUGAGGAUAAUGAAGUGGAAUUCAGAAACCCGAGUUUGACUUUGAAGUCCAAGAGGCCACUUCAGUUCAAGGUACAACGUAUUGGUGAAGCACCUUGA